Plasmodium knowlesi strain H is the source of this 711-nucleotide messenger RNA. RefSeq lists its product as hypothetical. The transcript is spliced from 2 exons. The coding region runs from base 1 to 711 and encodes 236 amino acids. The record is from RefSeq and is a predicted model, not a curated record. Lineage: Eukaryota; Apicomplexa; Aconoidasida; Haemosporida; Plasmodiidae.
AUGGCACCUUUUUCUUUUAUAAAAACAUCCACAUUAAUCUUUGCAUACCUAUUCUUAUUGUAUCAAACCAAUUAUCACCACCAGGUGAGUGCAUUAAGCACAUUAAACCAUUAUGAUGAUGUAUCGGAUGGAAGCGGUUUAUAUUCAUCAGAGGAAGAUAUAAAUAAUGGAAGUGAUCGUUUGAAGACAGUACAAGGAAAUGGAACAAAUGUUCCAACAACAUCACAUCGAGAGAAUGAGUUGGACGACAAUGAUGUGAGCACAUUGCUCGGUUCAAUAGACAACGAAUUGUUAGAACAUACACUAUCAGGACGAACACCCUCUUCAGCGAAAAGAAGAGAAAAUAGUUCUAAAGGACUUGGAACAAAAAUAAAAGAAUGUUGUAAAAAAUUAAAAUAUUCUAAAAAUAGGAAGAAAAUGUUUCUAAUUCUUAUAUUAGUGAGUUCAGUUUUCCACUCGUUAGCUCUUUGCUACACUUUUCCGGCGGCCUAUCUCUUAAAUUUUGUAGGUUUCAGUCAUAAUAGUAUCCCAAUGACGUUCUAUAUAUGGUGCAUUGCCUUCCCCGCAAUUAUUGGAUUAAUCUACUUUGGCAUAUUAUUCUGGUUUUAUCGUUCCAAAGUUUGGGUUAAAUGUAUAAUGGACGAUUCUGAAAUACGAAAGUGUCUGAGAGAAGAAUUCGAAAAAGUACAACAUCAACAACAAACCACCUAA